Aedes aegypti (yellow fever mosquito) is the source of this 1590-nucleotide messenger RNA. It is a transcript of the gene Paics, whose product is annotated as multifunctional protein ADE2. NCBI's taxonomy places the organism in Eukaryota, Metazoa, Arthropoda, Insecta, Diptera, Culicidae. Gene Ontology annotation, biological process: 'de novo' IMP biosynthetic process. Bases 189 to 1472 code for a protein of 427 amino acids. The transcript is spliced from 3 exons. The record is from RefSeq and is a predicted model, not a curated record. Gene Ontology annotation, molecular function: phosphoribosylaminoimidazolesuccinocarboxamide synthase activity.
AUUAAUUGGACUUCACUAGUGCGCGUUAGUGUGCCACCAGAGCCAGACUACUUCGGACGGACUUUUCUGUUUUUUUUUUGUAAGAUACAGAGAAUCGGCUAUAGUGAAGCACGUUGUGGUUUAUCUACCGAAGUUAUAGUUGAGUUGUGUAAACUAGGUUCAAUUGAGUGCAAUCAGUGGAUUCUAAGAUGGCUGCGGUCACGGAAGUCGGUGGAAUCAAGCUGGGUAAGCUGUUGAUCGAGGGUAAGACCAAGCAGGUAUACGACGUGCCUUCGCUGCCGGGUCACUCGAUCUUGCUGAACAAGGAUCGUAUUACGGCGCACAAUGGCGUUCGGGCGCAUGACCUCGAAGGAAAGGCCCAGAUCUCCAACCAGACCAACGCCAAGGUGUUCGGGCUAUUGAACCAGGUCGGCCUGAAGACGGCUUUCGUUCGGAUGGUUUCGGACAAUGCUUUCUUGGCGCGCAAGUGCGAGAUGGUGCCGAUUGAAUGGGUCACCAGAAGACUGGCCACCGGAUCGUACCUGAAGAGAAACCCCGGCGUGAAGGAAGGAUUCCGAUUCUCGCCACCGAAGCAGGAAACUUUCUACAAGGACGAUGCCAACGAUGACCCGCAGUGGAGCGAAGAGCAGAUUGUCUCCGCCGGUUUCAAGGUCAAUGGAGUGUUGAUCGGUCAAGACGAGGUGGACAUCAUGCGCCAGACAACCAUUCUGGUGUUCGAAGUCCUCGAACGUGCCUGGGCCACCCGUAACUGCGCCCUGAUCGACAUGAAGAUCGAGUUUGGAGUGGACGCCGACGGCCAACUGCUGGUGGCGGACGUCAUCGAUUCCGACUCGUGGCGUCUGUGGCCAUCGGGCGACAAGCGCCUGAUGGUUGACAAACAGGUCUACCGCAACCUGGCUUCGGUUACCGCCUCCGAUCUGGACACCGUCAAGCGUAACUUCCUGUGGGUCAGCGAGCAGUUGGAUAACCUGCAGCCGAAGAACGACCAUCUCGUGGUGGUGCUGAUGGGCAGCCCCUCGGACAAGGAUCACUGCGAGAAGAUCGCCAAGCAUUGCCGCGAGCUGGGAUUGAACGUGGAGUUGCGGGUGACCUCGGCGCACAAGGGAACCAAGACGACACUGCACAUCGUGAACGAGUACGAGAGCGUCCUGAGCAACCUGGUGUUCAUCACGGUGGCCGGUCGCUCCAACGGCCUUGGACCGGUCCUGUCCGGUAACACCAACUAUCCGGUGAUCAACUGCCCACCGGUGAAGCCCGAGAACGUCAGCUUGGAUGUGUGGUCCAGCUUGAACCUGCCGUCGGGACUGGGAUGUGCCACGGUACUGUACCCGGAAGCGGCAGCCUUGAACGCGGCGCAGAUUCUCGGGCUGAACAACUUCCUGAUCUGGUCCAAGCUGCGCGUCAAGCAGCUGGCCAACUUCACCAGUCUGAUCUACGCCGACAAGGGCUUCCGCGGGGUCAGGAAGGAGUAGAGUUGUAUGACAGUUGUGUAAGGAUGUUAUUUUGUAAGGUUUCGAUUUGAUUAAGCUAUAAGACAUUUAUAUAUUUGUUAGCAGAUGAAGAGUACAAUAAAAUCUUUUUUUAUAACAA